This is a messenger RNA of Myxozyma melibiosi, 1118 nucleotides long. RefSeq names its product dual specificity phosphatase. Gene Ontology annotation, biological process: protein dephosphorylation; negative regulation of MAPK cascade. Bases 51 to 803 code for a protein of 250 amino acids. Gene Ontology annotation, cellular component: cytosol; nucleus; cytoplasm. Gene Ontology annotation, molecular function: MAP kinase tyrosine/serine/threonine phosphatase activity; MAP kinase tyrosine phosphatase activity; protein tyrosine/threonine phosphatase activity. The transcript has a single exon. The record is from RefSeq and is a predicted model, not a curated record. Lineage: Eukaryota; Fungi; Ascomycota; Lipomycetes; Lipomycetales; Lipomycetaceae.
CGACCCUCCGCCUCCGCCAACGCUUCCGCACCUCAAAAGGCCACAAAGGCAUGCCGCCGCUGCCGUCGCCCCCGCGACGAAUGCCGCUCGCCCUGGACCUCGUCGAUCCGCCUCCUGCCGCCCGCCGCCGCCCGCCAAACCUCGUCCUGCGCGUGCCCCCGGCCCUCGCGCCACCGCUCUCCGCCCGCCUCCCGCCCUCGUCCCCGGUAGCGCUCGCGUCGCCCGUCGCGGCCUCCGCAAUCGUCUCUGCGCCGCCGCUCCAGGACGCGGAGGCCCGCAACGCCUACCCCGACGGGCCCGUCGACGUCUACGGCGGCGCCAUCUUCCUCUUCUCCGAGCCCUCGCGCGCGGUCGCGGCACAAUACGAUGUCGUCAUAAACGUCGCCAGGGAGGUCAUCAACCCCUUUGCCCCGGCAUCCUCCUCGCCGCCCCCGACAGCAGCGACGACCACGCCCAUGACGGUGUCCUCGCCCGAGUACAUCUUCGUGCCCUGGGAGCACACCUCUAAGCUCACAUCCGAUCUGCCUUAUCUGACAGACGUCAUGGCCCUGCGCGCCGCAGAGGGCAAGCGCAUCCUCGUCCACUGCCAGUGCGGAGUCUCGCGCUCGGCGUCCCUCGUCGUCGCCUACGUGAUGAAGGAGAAGUCUUGGGACCUCAAUCAGGCAUAUGCGUUCGUCAAGCGGAAGGCCCCGGCCAUCGGACCAAACAUGGGACUGAUAUUCCAGCUCAUGGAAUGGGGACGCAUCCUCAACAACCAGCCCGUCCGCGACGCAGACGACAGCGAUUCAGAGUCUCUUUCUUGACCUGUGUUUGUUUGUGGUUGUGUCUGUGUUGUUAUUUUGGCUUAUUUUUUGUUACAUUCAAAGAUCUAUACGUAACCUGGGUUCAUUUUGUUUUAAUUCUUAUACAGUGUAUAAGAAUCGGCGCCUGUCUGCUUUUCUCUCUUUAAUACUUUUGUUUUUCCUGUCUCUUGUAUCAAUAUCAUUUCCGCCAUCCUUUUUUCGGGUCCUUAUAUAGUCUGGGUUUUCUUUUAUCUUUUUGUUUCAGUCUCAUAGUGCUGUUGUUGACUUGUACGAUCAUUCGAAUUAUAAGGCGUGAACAAUUACUUGACUCUUAGU